AUGGUUAACUUCACUGUUGAGCAAAUGCGAGAGCUGAUGGACAAGGUUAGCAAUGUGCGAAACAUGUCCGUCAUUGCCCACGUCGACCACGGAAAGUCCACCCUGACCGACUCUCUGGUCCAGAAGGCCGGUAUCAUUUCCGCCGCCAAGGCUGGUGAGGCUCGAUUCACUGACACCCGAAAGGAUGAGCAGGAGCGAGGUAUCACCAUUAAGUCUACCGCCAUUUCUCUUUACGCCCAGAUGGACGAUGAGGAUGUCAAGGAGAUCAAGCAGAAGACCGUUGGUAACGAGUUCCUGGUCAACCUGAUUGACUCCCCCGGUCACGUUGACUUCUCUUCCGAGGUCACCGCCGCCCUCCGAGUCACCGAUGGUGCCCUUGUCGUUGUCGACUGUAUCGAGGGUGUCUGUGUCCAGACCGAGACUGUCCUGCGACAGGCCCUUGGUGAGCGAAUCAAGCCCGUUUGCGUCAUCAACAAGGUUGACCGAGCUCUGCUCGAGCUGCAGAUCACCAAGGAGGAUCUCUACACCUCUUUCCAGCGAACCGUCGAGUCCGUUAACGUCAUCAUUGCCACCUACGUUGACAAGGCUCUCGGUGACUGCCAGGUCUACCCCGAGAGGGGUACCGUUGCCUUUGCCUCCGGUCUCCACGGAUGGGCUUUCACUGUCCGACAGUUUGCCGUCCGAUACGCCAAGAAGUUUGGUGUUGACCGAGAAAAGAUGAUGCAGCGACUGUGGGGUGACUCUUACUUCAACCCCAAGACCAAGAAGUGGACCAACAAGGACACCGACGCUGACGGAAAGCCUCUUGACCGAGCUUUCAACAUGUUCGUCCUCGACCCCAUCUUCCGAAUCUUCUCUGCCAUCAUGAACUUCAAGAAGGACGAGAUCCCCGCCCUCCUCGAGAAGCUUGAGAUCAACCUCAAGACCGACGAGAAGGAGCUCGAGGGUAAGGCUCUCCUCAAGGUCGUUAUGCGAAAGUUCCUGCCCGCCGCUGACGCUCUCCUUGAGAUGAUUGUCAUCCACCUCCCCUCCCCCAUCACUGCUCAGAACUACCGAGCUGACACCCUCUACGAGGGCCCCAUCGACGAUCCUUUCGGACAGGGUAUCAAGAACUGUGACCCCAACGCCGACCUCAUGCUGUACGUCUCCAAGAUGGUCCCCACCUCCGAUAAGGGUCGAUUCUACGCUUUCGGUCGUGUCUUCGCUGGUACUGUCAAGUCCGGCCAGAAGGUCCGAAUCCAGGGUCCCGACUACAUCCCCGGCCAGAAGAAGGAUCUUUUCGUUAAGGCUAUCCAGCGAUGUGUUCUUAUGAUGGGACGAUUCGUCGAGCCCAUUGAGGAUGUCCCCGCCGGUAACAUUGUCGGUCUGGUCGGUGUUGACCAGUUCCUGCUCAAGUCCGGAACCCUCACCACCAACGAGGCUGCCCACAACCUUAAGGUUAUGAAGUUCUCCGUCUCCCCCGUCGUGCAGGUCGCCGUCGAGGUCAAGAACGCCAACGAUCUGCCCAAGCUCGUUGAGGGUCUUAAGCGACUCUCCAAGUCCGACCCUUGUGUCCUGACUUACAUCUCCGAGUCCGGUGAGCACAUUGUCGCCUGCACUGGUGAGCUCCAUCUCGAGAUUUGUCUGCUCGAUCUCGAGCAGGACCACGCCGGUGUCCCUCUUAAGAAGUCUCCUCCCGUUGUUUCUUACCGAGAGACCGUCUCCGCCGAGUCUUCCAUGACCGCCCUCUCCAAGUCCCCCAACAAGCAUAACCGACUUUACGUUGUUGCUGUCCCUCUUGACGAGGAGGUCUCUCUGGCCAUUGAGUCCGGCAAGAUCUCUCCCCGAGACGAUUUCAAGGCUCGAGCCCGUGUCCUUGCUGACGACUACGGUUGGGAUGUCACCGAGGCCCGAAAGAUCUGGUGCUUCGGUCCCGACGGUACCGGUGCCAACGUUGUUGUUGACACCACCAAGGCCGUCCAGUACCUUGCUGAGAUCAAGGACUCCGUUGUUGCCGGUUUCAACUGGGCUACCAAGGAGGGUCCUAUCUUCAACGAGAACAUGCGAUCCGUCCGAGUCAACAUCAUGGAUGUCACCCUGCACGCCGAUGCUAUCCAUCGAGGUACCGGUCAGAUCAUGCCUACCAUGCGAUCCGUCACUUACGCCGCCAUGCUGCUUGCCGAGCCCCGAAUCCAGGAGCCCGUCUUCCUUGUCGAGAUCCAGUGUCCCGAGAACGCCGUCGGUGGUAUCUACUCCGUCCUUAACAAGAAGCGAGGACAGGUUGUCUCUGAGGAGCAGCGACCCGGUACCCCCCUGUUCACCAUCAAGGCUUACCUGCCUGUUAACGAGUCUUUCGGUUUCACUGGUGAGCUCCGACAGGCUACCGGUGGCCAGGCCUUCCCCCAGAUGGUUUUCGACCAUUGGGAGGCUAUGAGCGGCUCUCCUCUCGACCCCUCCUCCAAGCCCGGAGCUAUUGUCUGCGAGACCCGAAAGCGACGAGGUAUGAAGGAGAACGUUCCCGGUUACGAGGAGUACUACGACAAGCUCUAA
Yarrowia lipolytica CLIB122 is the source of this 2529-nucleotide messenger RNA. RefSeq lists its product as uncharacterized. The record is from RefSeq and is a predicted model, not a curated record. Gene Ontology annotation, cellular component: ribonucleoprotein complex; cytosol. Gene Ontology annotation, biological process: translational elongation. Gene Ontology annotation, molecular function: GTP binding; GTPase activity; ribosome binding. Lineage: Eukaryota; Fungi; Ascomycota; Dipodascomycetes; Dipodascales.